AUGGGAGUGUCGCGAGCGGCCUACAUAUGGUCAAUGGGGAUGAGGGACGGUGAAAUGCGCUGGCCUGGCCGAACAUCGACCGCAUCGCGCGCUGCCUGUACCCGGGAUCCGGCACGACGGAUCACAGCAACCACCGGGCACCCGGUUCGACGUGACCCUGCUGACGGUCUCUCGAAUGGAAAUGACCCAGAUGAGCAGCCUCAGCCGGCAGUCGGCAGCCGGCAGGCCGCACAGCCACUGAUUUAG
Molecule: messenger RNA, 246 nt
Organism: Soboliphyme baturini
Lineage: Eukaryota; Metazoa; Nematoda; Enoplea; Dioctophymatida; Soboliphymatidae
Source: the annotation of a GenBank genome assembly